This is a messenger RNA of Oncorhynchus nerka (sockeye salmon), 4053 nucleotides long. Its product is annotated as mucin-2-like. NCBI's taxonomy places the organism in Eukaryota, Metazoa, Chordata, Actinopteri, Salmoniformes, Salmonidae. The record is from RefSeq and is a predicted model, not a curated record. The annotation marks the transcript as partial. The transcript is spliced from 3 exons.
CCCACAACAACAGGUGAAGAAACAACAGGGCCAGUUGUCAUAACUUCGAAUCCCACAACUUUAACAACAACUACAAUUUCACCCACAACAACUACACCUACCACAGGUGGAACAACAACAAUUGAAGAAACCACAACUGAGACAAUUUCAUCCACCUCCACAAAGCCACCGACAGAAGUUACCACCGGUCCAACAACCACUUCCACCACUGUAAUUGUUGAAACAUCUACCUCAACAUCACAGCCCACAGCAACAGGUGAAGAAACAACAGGGCCAGUUGUCAUAACUUCCAAUCCCACUACUUUAACAACAACUACAAAUGUACCCACAACAACUACACCUACCACAGGUGGAACAACAACAGUUGAAGAAACCACAACUGAGACAAGUCAAUCCACCUCCACAAAGCCACCGACAGAAGUUACCACCGGUCCAACAACCACUUCCACCACUGUAAUUGUUGAAACAUCUACCUCAACAUCACAGCCCACAGCAACAGGUGAAGAAACAACAGGGCCAGUUGUCAUAACUUCCAAUCCCACUACUUUAACAACAACUACAAAUGUACCCACAACAACUACACCUACCACAGGUGGAACAACAACAAUUGAAGAAACCACAACUGAGACAAUUUCAUCCACAUCCACAAAGCCACCGAAAGUAGUCACCACCGGCCCAACAACCACUUCCACCACUGUAAGUGUUGAAACAUCUACCUCAACAUCACAGCCUACAGCAACAGGUGGAGAAACAACAGGGCCAGUUGUCAUAACUUCCAAUCCCACUACUUUAACAGCAACUACAAAUGUACCCACAACAACUACACCUACCACAGGUGGAACAACAACAAUUGAAGAAACCACAACUGAGACAAGUCCAUCUACCUCCACAAAGCCACCUAAAGAAGUCACCACCGGCCCAACAACCACUUCCACCACUGUAAGUGUUGAAACAUCUACCUCAACAUCUCAGCCCACAACAACAGGUGUAGAAACAACAGGGCCAGUUGUCAUAACUUCGAAUCCCACAACUUUAACAACAACUACAAUUUCACCCACAACAACUACACCUACCACAGGUGGAACAACAACAGUUGAAGAAACCACAACUGAGACAAGUCCAUCCACCUCCACAAAGCCACCGAAAGAAGUUACCACCGGUCCAACAACCACUUCCACCACUGUAAUUGUUGAAACAUCUACCUCAACAUCUCAGCCCACAGCAACAGGUGAAGAAACAACAGGGCCAGUUGUCAUAACUUCCAAUCCCACUACUUUAACAACAACUACAAAUGUACCCACAACAACUACACCUACCACAGGUGGAACAACAACAAUUGAAGAAACCACAACUGAGACAAUUUCAUCUGCAUCCACAAAGCCACCGAAAGAAGUCACCACCGGCCCAACAACCACUUCCACCACUCCACCGAAAGAAGUCACCACCGGCCCAACAACCACUUCCACCACUGUAAUUGUUGAAACAUCUACCUCAACAUCACAGCCCACAGCAACAGGUGAAGAAACAACAGGGCCAGUUGUCAUAACUUCCAAUCCCACUACUUUAACAACAACUACAAAUGUACCCACAACAACUACACCUACCACAGGUGGAACAACAACAGUUGAAGAAACCACAACUGAGACAAGUCCAUCUGCAUCCACAAAGCCACCGAAAGAAGUCACCACCGGUCCAACAACCACUUCCACCACUGUAAUUGUUGAAACAUCUACCUCAACAUCACAGCCCACAGCAACAGGUGAAGAAACAACAGGGCCAGUUGUCAUAACUUCCAAUCCCACUACUUUAACAACAACUACAAAUGUACCCACAACAACUACACCUACCACAGGUGGAACAACAACAAUUGAAGAAACCACAACUGAGACAAUUUCAUCUGCAUCCACAAAGCCACCGAAAGAAGUCACCACUGGCCCAACAACCACUUCCACCACUGUAAAUGUUGAAACAUCUACCUCAACAUCUCAGCCCACAACAACAGGUGAAGAAACAACAGGGCCAGUUGUCAUAACUUCGAAUCCCACAACUUUAACAACAACUACAAUUUCACCCACAACAACUACACCUACCACAGGUGGAACAACAACAGUUGAAGAAACCACAACUGAGACAAGUCCAUCCACCUCCACAAAGCCACCGAAAGAAGUCACCACCGGUCCAACAACCACUUCCACCACUGUAAUUGUUGAAACAUCUACCUCAACAUCACAGCCCACAACAACAGGUGAAGAAACAACAGGGCCAGUUGUCAUAACUUCCAAUCCCACUACUUUAACAACAACUACAAAUGUACCCACAACAACUACACCUACCACAGGUGGAACAACAACAGUUGAAGAAACCACAACUGAGACAAGUCCAUCUGCAUCCACAAAGCCACCGAAAGAAGUCACCACCGGCCCAACAACCACUUCCACCACUGUAAGUGUUGAAACCUCUACCUCAACAUCUCAGCCCACAGCAACAGGUGUAGAAACAACAGGGCCAGUUGUCAUAACUUCCAAUCCCACUACUUUAACAACAACUACAAAUCCCACAGCAACAGGUGGAGAAACAACAGGGCCAGUUUUCAUAACUUCCAAUCCCACUACUUUAACAGCAACUACAAAUGUACCCACAACAACUACACCUACCACAGGUGGAACAACAACAAUUGAAGAAACCACAACUGAGACAAUUUCAUCUACAUCCACAAAGCCACCUAAAGUAGUCACCACCGGCCCAACAACCACUUCCACCACUGUAAGUGUUGAAACCUCUACCUCAACAUCUCAGCCCACAACAACAGGUGAAGAAACAACAGGGCCAGUUGUCAUAACUUCAAAUCCCACAACUUUAACAACAACUACAAUUUCACCCACAACAACUACACCUACCACAGGUGGAACAACAACAGUUGAAGAAACCACAACUGAGACAAGUCAAUCCACCUCCACAAAGCCACCGAAAGAAGUCACCACCGGCCCAACAACCACUUCCACCACUGUAAAUGUUGAAACAUCUACCUCAACAUCACAGCCCACAGCAACAGGUGAAGAAACAACAGGGCCAGUUGUCAUAACUUCCAAUCCCACUACUUUAACAACAACUACAAAUGUACCCACAACAACUACACCUACCACAGGUGGAACAACAACAAUUGAAGAAACCACAACUGAGACAAGUCCAUCUACCUCCACAAAGCCACCUAAAGAAGUCACCACUGGCCCAACAACAACUUCCACCACUGUAAUUGUUGAAACCUCUACCUCAACAUCACAGCCCACAGCAACAGGUGAAGAAACAACAGGGCCAGUUGUCAUAACUUCCAAUCCCACUACUUUAACAACAACUACAAAUGUACCCACAACAACUACACCUACCACAGGUGGAACAACAACAAUUGAAGAAACCACAACUGAGACAAUUUCAUCUGCAUCCACAAAGCCACCGAAAGAAGUCACCACCGGCCCAACAACCACUUCCACCACUGUAAAUGUUGAAACAUCUACCUCAACAUCACAGCCUACAGCAACAGGUGGAGAAACAACAGGGCCAGUUGUCAUAACUUCCAAUCCCACUACUUUAACAGCAACUACAAAUGUACCCACAACAACUACACCUACCACAGGUGGAACAACAACAGUUGAAGAAACCACAACUGAGACAAGUCCAUCUACCUCCACAAAGCCACCUAAAGAAGUCACCACUGGCCCAACAACCACUUCCACCACUGUAAAUGUUGAAACAUCUACCUCAACAUCACAGCCCACAGCAACAGGUGAAGAAACAACAGGGCCAGUUGUCAUAACUUCCAAUCCCACUACUUUAACAACAACUACAAAUGUACCCACAACAACUACACCUACCACAGGUGGAACAACAACAGUUGAAGAAACCACAACUGAGACAAGUCCAUCUACAUCCACAAAGCCACCUAAAGAAGUCACCACUGGCCCAACAACCACUUCCACCACUGUAAUGUUGAAACAUCUACCUCAACAUCACAGCCUACAGCAACAGGUGGAGAAACAACAGGGCCAGUUUUCAUAA